Prorocentrum cordatum is the source of this 981-nucleotide messenger RNA. The record is from the annotation of a GenBank genome assembly. NCBI's taxonomy places the organism in Eukaryota, Dinophyceae, Prorocentrales, Prorocentraceae.
AUGUCCAUGGGCCAGCUUGACGGCUGCGCGCUGGAGUUCGCCGCCCCAGAGCUCAAGGCGGACCGCGCCGUGGUGCUGGCGGCCGUGCGCGAGGACUGGCGCGCGCUGGGCUUCGCCGCGCCAGGGCUGAAGGCGGACCGAGAGACCGUGCUGGCCGCCGUGGCGCGGAGCGGCGACGCGCUGCUGUACGCCGCGCCGGGGCUGCAGGCGGACCGCCAGGUGGUGCUGGCGGCCAUCAAGCAGGACUGGCGCGCCCUGGGCCACGCCGCGCAGCAGCUGCGGGCCGACCGCGCGCUCGUGCUGGACGCGGUUCAGUGGCGCGGCGUGGCGUUGGAGUACGCGGCGGAGCAGCUGAAGGCGGACCGGCAGGUGGCCCUCGCCGCGGUGGCGCAGGACUGGCGGGCGUUCGAGAGCGUGGCCGCCAGCCUCAAGGGUGACCGCGAGAUCGCCCUCACGGCCGUCAGGCAGCACGGCGCGGCACUGGACCACGCCGCCGAGGCGCUGAGGGCCGACAGGGACGUCGUCAACGCCGCGGUGGAGAGGCACUGCCACGCUCUGCAGCACGCGGCCCCCGAGCUGCGCGGCGACAGGGAGUUCAUCCUGCCCAUCGUCAGACGGAGCCGGCUUCGGGCUGCAGCACGCCUCCCGCGAGCUCAGGGCAGACCGCGAGGUCGUCCUGUCCGCCAUCGAGCAGUGCGCCACGGCGCUGGAGUUUGCGGCGCCCUCCUUGAGGGAGGACCACCAGUUCCUCGUCUCCGCGGUGGAGCGCAACCCUGAAGCCAUGUCCUUUGUGGAGAAGGAGCAGCGGGAGUUCCUGACCGAGCUGCUUCGCGAACGUGCCCUGGGCUCGCAGAGCCAGGGCUGGGCGUGGGUCUCCGCGGACGCGGCCCUGGACGGCGGCCGCCGGAAGGCCGCCGCGGCGUCCGCGGAGGCGCCCCGAGGCGCCGCCGCUCUCGGCAGGCUCGCCCCGGCUCUCGGCUG